This is a messenger RNA of Gekko japonicus, 1618 nucleotides long. Its product is annotated as adhesion G protein-coupled receptor F4-like. The transcript has 4 exons. Gene Ontology annotation, molecular function: G protein-coupled receptor activity. Lineage: Eukaryota; Metazoa; Chordata; Lepidosauria; Squamata; Gekkonidae. The record is from RefSeq and is a predicted model, not a curated record. Gene Ontology annotation, cellular component: membrane. Gene Ontology annotation, biological process: cell surface receptor signaling pathway; G protein-coupled receptor signaling pathway. The annotation marks the transcript as partial.
GGCUACAACAAAAUGGCCAACCACAUUCUCAACAGUACCACCCUUCCCAACUGGGCAUAUGUGAGUGACCAAAAUGCCAGUUCCAUUUUGCUGGAAUCUGUGAUUUCGUUCGCCGGGAAACUUCGGAUCGGAAGCAGUCCUCUGGAUGUCUCUGAUCUCUUCAUUGCGGCCAAAGGAGCCAGAAUCCAUAAAAACACCCCAGAGAAGAGCUUUACGUUUUCCAUGGGGUUUAACGAUUCCAAGAGUCACCUCAACGGGACGGUCUCCCUCCCAAGGGAAGGGCUUCAGCGGUUGCCUGCGGACUCCCCGGUGAUCGUCGUUGCCUUGCCGACCCUUGGGCCUAUCAUUGAAAAAACUCUCUCGAAAGGGGGCGCCUCGAAAGGUGCCUCGGUGAAUGGGAUGGUGUUGUCAGUCGCAUUGCCGGAGGCGCUCGAGAAAGUCUCCUUCGCGUUUGAAAAAAUGAAUAAAACGGCGAGCGCCCUGUGUGCCGCCUGGCACUCGGCCCUCCGAAGGUGGGACGAAACAGCCUGCGAACUGGAAAAAGAGAGUCCUGCCGUUGUGACCUGCCGCUGCCAACACCGGCCCGCUCUGUUCCAAUCGUUUUCGAUUCUCGUGUCCCCCGUUGCCCUCAAGCACCCUGCCCUGCACUUCAUUACAUGCGUGGGCUUGGUCGUCUCCAUCUGCAGCUUGGUUCUGUGCCUGGCCAUUGAGGCGGCCGUCUGGCGCCAGGUGACCCAGACCCAAAUCUCCUACAUGCGCCACGUUUGCCUGGUGAAUAUUGCAACCUCCCUUCUCGUCGCAGACGCUCUGUUCAUCGUAGCGGCGUUUGUGAACGGCACACCCAGAAACCACAACGGAUGUGUCGCCGCCACGUUCUUUGUACACUUUUCCUACCUCGCCUUGUUUUUUUGGAUGCUGGCUUUGGGAUUCUUGAUUUUGUACGGGCUGCUCUUCAUUUUCUGGCACCUGAGAAAGUCUACUCUGUUGGCCGCGGCUUUCGGCAUUGGCUACGGCUGCCCGGCGGUCAUCGCGCUUCUCACUGUGACGACCACUGAGCCAAGGAAGGGCUACCUGAGAGACGAUGCCUGCUGGCUGAACUGGAAUGAGACCAAAGCCCUCUUGGCCUUUGUCAUACCGGCUUUCCUCAUCAUUGGCGUCAACCUGGUUGUGGCGUUGGUUGUCAUUGCCAGAUCCGGAAGAUCUUCUGCUGGGGAUCGCUCGAAGACACAAGACCUGGCCACGGCGAUCAGAGUUAGCAAAAACCUUGUGCUCCUGACCCCGUUGUUGGGACUCACCUGGGGAUUUGGGCUGGCCAUUGUUCAUGACGCUUCUUUGGCUCUCCACAUUGUGUUUUCGCUGCUUAAUGCGUUCCAGGGCUUUUUUAUCUUGCUGUUCGGGACUCUUCUGGACAGGAAGACAAGAGAAAGUUUACAGAUGAAAUGCUUUCCCUCAAAGACUUCAUCUGAUACGACACUGUGAUCACCGAAAGACUCAAUGAACUCUGAGCCCAAAAGUGAGUGUAAGCAAAGUAACCACUUGCUGUGUGUCUGUGUAGUCCCAUUUUAAGACAGAGCAUAUCUGCUCCUGUUCAUCCAGGAUUUCAGCAAGAGGCUGAUGU